Messenger RNA from Cyphomyrmex costatus, 2167 nucleotides. Its product is annotated as nose resistant to fluoxetine protein 6. Gene Ontology annotation, molecular function: acyltransferase activity, transferring groups other than amino-acyl groups. The transcript is spliced from 12 exons. Bases 1 to 2160 code for a protein of 719 amino acids. NCBI's taxonomy places the organism in Eukaryota, Metazoa, Arthropoda, Insecta, Hymenoptera, Formicidae. The record is from RefSeq and is a predicted model, not a curated record.
AUGAAGUUAAUGCAGUCUAAAUGGAGAGUGUGUACGAGUUUUUUAAUUCUACUAGUGACGGCAAAAGUUGGUGGAACGAGGCCCGAAAUUGUUCUCACAGGUGUCCUUACGAAGCCCUUUGUACCUCGAGAAUUUGCUUCCUCUGAAUGUAUCCGCGAUGGCGAAAUUUAUUUGAAGGCAUUGGAGACAUACACACCUUGGGCGCUUCAAAUGUACGACGCCUCAGUUAAAAUACCAUCAGGUUUGAUCACCGGCAAUUACAAACAGCUGGGUAAUUUUGAUGAAUGCUUACGAAUAAAAAACGAGCACGGAUUCGUCGGAAAAGCUUGCAAUGUGGCAGUACAGUUCAAGAUCACCGCGAACGACGGUAUAUCACGAGAUGAAUUGGACCUGGGAGAUCUGCUCGUAAAUGUCGCAAUCGCGUCGAAUGCGACAAAAUGGAGUUCCGGCAACUCAAUCGUAUACGAGUGGAUGUUUUGUAUUCCGUCCACCUGCAAUCAUACGGAGAUACAAGAGUAUCUCGAAAUCGCACUCGACCCAUUGAAUAUCAAAGGACGUGUAGAAAUGAGUAUCGUCGUUCCUAAGGAAUCGUGUCACACCGCGGAAACUGUUCGAAGAACUUGGGACACUGCUGAUUGGUGUUACAUAUCGAUUCUUAUACUAUUAGCAUUGAUCAUUAUUAUCAGCACGGGAUAUGAUAUCGUAAUACAACGGAAUACUAACGCGUCGAAAUUGAAAGAUAUUUUUACGGCGUUUUCUUUGUACACGAACGGGAAAAAACUGUUGAAAACUGAGGAUAGACGUAAAGAUUCUAUUUGCUGUCUAGACGGCUUGCGUUUCAUUAGUAUAUGCUGGAUUAUUUACGGUCAUACUUAUUACACGGAAGCUAUUAGUGUCAAAAUGGACCUCACACAGAUUCCAUAUAUGCAUUACGAUUGGAACAACAUGCUUGUGCUCAAUGGCAACAUUGUUACGGAUACUUUCUUUCUUCUGAGUGGGAUCCUACUCGCUUACACCGAAUUAUCAAAGAAGGAACGAGCCGCCUCAAACUGGCGAUUCGACAUGAUAGGACUUUAUGUUCAUCGUUAUGUGAGAUUAACACCGGCCUACGCGAUGAUGAUUGGUUUCUAUGCCACACUGUUAUACAAAUUUGGUACAGGCCCGCAGUGGGAUAUUUUGAUCGGCACUAAUAAAAACCUUUGUCGUCAGAAUUGGUGGACCAACUUGCUCUAUGUUAACAACUAUGUUGAUGUAUCAAACAUGUGCAUGUCCCAAUCUUGGUACCUAUCGACCGAGAUGCAGUUUGUUUGGCUAUCGCCGUUUAUACUGUAUCCUAUGCUCAAAUUUAGAAGUCUGUUCUUUGCCAUUAUUUGGGCCAUCUGCUUAUUUCUUUCGGUUUUAGUGCCUUUUGCUACAACUUAUGCUCAUCAACUAACAGGCACCAUGCUAUAUUAUAAGGAACAGAUGGAUGUAGCUGAUGUUUAUCUGAUGAUCUAUACAAAGACAUACAAUAGAUUUGGGUCUUACGUCAUUGGAUUAGGCUUGGGAUACUUGUUGCAUAAAACGCGAGCUUACAAAAUCAAAUUACGCAUCUGGUAUGUGAUUUUUGGUUGGCUGCUCGCGAUUAUGGCCGGUUUAUCAGUGAUUUUCGGACCACGAAACAUGUACUCCGACAUUCACGUAUAUAACAGAUUAGAAGCAAGUUUCUAUGCCGGUUUUCAUCGUCAAGGUUUUGCACUCUCGGUCUCCUGGAUCAUCUUCUGUUGCACGCACGGAUAUGCAGGUCCUAUAAAUUAUUUACUUUCUUGGAGUGGAUGGAUACCGUUCAGCAAAUUGACCUACUGUGCUUAUCUUUGUCAUUAUCUGUUCAUACUAUCACACGUCGGAGCCGUUCGAACUACCGGUAAUUUAACGCAAAUGAACGUGAUUCGCACAUUCUUCGCCAAUUUAAUGUUAACGAUGAUAAUAUCUGUGUUGUGGAGCCUCUGCUUUGAAAUGCCCUUCAUGGCCCUCGACAGGAUUCUACUUUCUGGACGUAAACAAAACUUGUCGAAUGACUUAAAGGCUAACAAUUCUGUGGCAUCUAACAAAGGUGUUUGCCAAUCAAGGGAAUCUUCAUUCAUUAACGAUAACCCGGGAAAAUAUAAUUGUAAUGUAUAAUUACCCA